AUGGCUGACCUCGAAAGAUCCGAAACCAAGAAAGAAGAUAUCCAGACAGAUACUCUGGAUGCCAACAAGGGCGAAGCAUAUAACGAUCAUGUCACGGCCUUUGCCGGUUUAUCACGGAUCCAGGCUAUGCGCAAGUUCUGGAGAGCUUGUCUGUUUUGCUUCAUCACCGCAUUUGGUGUCAUCAUGGACGGAUAUCAGACGUCAUUGCCAGGGAGUGUGCUUGCCAAUGCUGGGUUUAUUAAGCAAUUCGGAACCAUCGUCAACCCUACAACCGGGAAGAUAAGUGUAAACGCCAAGUAUAUCUCUAUGUGGAGUGGUCUGGCAUAUCUCUGUCAAUUUAUCGGUAAUUGGUUGGGCGGAUUCAUCAGUGAUCGAUUUGGACGAAGAUUCACUCUUUACGCGCUUACCGUUGUGUUUAUUGGCGGUGUUAUCACCGAGAUUGUAGCGAGAAACUAUAGAGAUUGGCUCGCCGCCAAAAUGCUCAUGGGUCUCGGUCAAGGUCUUAUCCAACAAGGUGUCCUUACCUACAUUUCUGAGAUUGCGCCCACUCAACUUCGGGGUGCACUGAUGAGCACCUACGGCUGGUCUUACGCUUUAGGUCAACUCUUUGUUUCUAUCGCUCUCAAUGCCUUGAACAAGACGGACCCAACCAACUACCUCAAAGCUAUUUACUCUGAAUUUGUAUUUUUGGGUCUUUGGAUCAUCGCACUUCCUUUCCUUCCUGAAACACCAUGGUAUUACGCCAGAAAAGAAGACGAGGUCAAUGCCAAAAAGGUCAUGUCCCGGAUCUACAAAGGCGUGGAAGGUUACGAUACCGAGAGAGAGUACAACGCCAUGUUGCUCGAGAUCCAGGAAGAAAAGGAGAAGAGCCAUUCAAACUCUCAAGUAGCCCUCAAAGACAUUUUCAUGGGUCCCCAUCUCAGACGAAGUUUCGCUUCCGUCUUUGCUUUAGUAAUGCAGAAUUGGUCAGGAUCUCCAAUUAUCUUCAACUACACCACUUAUUUCCUUCAACAAGCUGGUCUCCCUGAACCGUUCCAAGCCUCUGUAAUCAUCUACUGUAUCCUGAUCUUUUCUUUGAUGGUCUCUUUCUAUGGUAUUGAAAGGCUCGGAAGAAGAACCUUGAUUCUCACAGGUGGUUUGGCUUGUACAGUCUUCAACGUGGCCAUUGCAGGUUUAGGUUUCGCCAAGAAAUCAGACGCCACUGAUAGCGCUACUCUCGCUUUCAUCUGUCUUUGGGUUUUCAUGUACGCUUUUGGAUUCGCCGGAACAGGAUGGACGUGUGCUGCCGAGAUUGCCACACCCAGAUUGAGAGCAAAGACAACAGCUUUUGCAGCUAGUACCAAUGCUAUAUCCGGUGCCAUCUUCAAUAGUACCGUUCCUUUGAUGAUUUCCGCCACUUCAAGGAAUUGGGGUGUGAAAACACUUUUCAUGUUCGCUAUUUUAGGUGGAUUCGGUACUGUCAUCAACUUCUUCAUGCUUCCCGAGACCAAGGGAAGGACUUUCGCCGAGAUGGAUGAGAUGUACGAUCUCAAAAUCGCACCAAGAAAGAUGAAAUCGCAUGUCACUUCCCUCGAACAAUCUGGUCUUAAGAACCAUUGA
Messenger RNA from Kwoniella shivajii, 1599 nucleotides. RefSeq lists its product as uncharacterized. The transcript has 11 exons. Gene Ontology annotation, molecular function: carbohydrate:proton symporter activity. NCBI's taxonomy places the organism in Eukaryota, Fungi, Basidiomycota, Tremellomycetes, Tremellales, Cryptococcaceae. The record is from RefSeq and is a predicted model, not a curated record. Gene Ontology annotation, biological process: carbohydrate transport; transmembrane transport. Bases 1 to 1599 code for a protein of 532 amino acids. Gene Ontology annotation, cellular component: membrane.